Molecule: messenger RNA, 1853 nt
Organism: Xiphias gladius (swordfish)
Lineage: Eukaryota; Metazoa; Chordata; Actinopteri; Istiophoriformes; Xiphiidae
Product: apoptosis facilitator Bcl-2-like protein 14
Exons: 4
Coding region: 571-900 (109 amino acids)
Biological process (GO): regulation of apoptotic process
Source: RefSeq, a predicted model, not a curated record
AAAAGGCCCCCUUUCAGUGACCUACACAUUCUGUGUGUGGACGAAAGGUCAAAACGUUGCGUUUUAAAGUGCCUGCCUACGUAUCGGACCAGGCCUCCAUAAGUUCAUCUAUUCACGAGUGCAACUCUGUGAACACAUCUGUGUUUUUCGCCAUAAUCUUACACGCGAAGAGCGAUAGGUAGUCUGUCAAACAUCAAUUAAUCAAUCAAUCAAUCAAUCACAGGUGCAUGCAGCGAGGCGGUGGGGAAACCAAUAUCUGUAAAUCGGUUUCCAUCCACUGCCGUCGGCUUCAACUUCUACACAUCAAACAACACAAAACACUUUUUACACAGAUUUACACUUUUUGAAUAGACACAGGUGGAUGAAAACACACCCGGUCAAAUGUUUGAGAUGAGGAGUCGUCUUGUGCCGAAAACUACACGAAUCACAAAAGUCAUGAGCGGAAAAUGUUGAAUGUCCCAAGAAGAGAACGUCUGAGCUGUGUCAGCGCUAAGCUGAGCUGAGCUGCUCAGAGCGGGAAGGCUGAAACUGCGGCAGUUUGAAGACGUCAUUCAGAAACUGGUGGACUUGAUGAUAAGGCUGGGGGACGAUAUCCACGAGAAGAUCAAAGAGAACACAGUCCUCCAGCAGCAGCUCAGCAACUUGAACUACAACAUGUUUGAGAAGCUGACCUCCGGCGUGCAGAACCUGGUCGGCCAAAGGGGCCAGGCCACGGCAUCCGAGGAGCGGAUCCAGCGGCAGAAGAUUGCCUGGGCCUUCGAGGUGACCAGCAGGCUGUCGGCCACGGGCGUCGUCCAGCGGAGGAGAGUGCUGAGCUUCGGAGAACUAUACAUCCAGCAGCACCACUCUGCCUGGGUCCAGCAGCACGGAGGCUGGGAGGAGGUGUUUGCUGUCGACUAAGCCGCACAGAUCUGCAACUCCGUUGACUCUGGAAAUGGAGGCCACCACUCUGUGAAAAUCCACGGUUUCUUUUUCACCCCGUUCUUGUAAAAUAACAGAAUUUGAGCUACAUCUGGAUGAAAACUGGACAGUGAGGCAGCCUGCUCAGCAGCAGCAGCCUGACAUUUUAUUGACACCCGUUCCCGCUGUGGCUCGUCACAUCUCUGCAGGGCAAAGGUCUUUUUACGACGUCCGUAGCUGAGACGGCCGGCGUGAGGACAACCUGUGCGCCUAGUUAGUCUUAACGAAGCCCGAGCGACCGAGAUGGCAGCACCUCUAGCUGUCCGGCGAGGGAGAACCUUUUAUAUGUGUAGAAUAUUAAGAAAAGAUACAGAGUCAGCCUCUCUGUUCGGUUCUCGUGGAAGGCCUGAGAGCUGUAAGAGCAGCUACACCUCAGAUGUGAUGAUUGCUGGAAGAAAAACAAAUGAAGGCAAAGGAAUAUGCUGCACACCAAACAACACACCAAAUGUUUUUAAUGCAUCAUAUUUUACACGUGAAUAUAUACUCUCUAAUAUUUCUGCACUGUACAGAAGCAAAAACACAACAUCACAGUCAGUAGGUGACUUUUGCUGAGAGGAGCUGCGACGUGCCGACCGUCUGUUUGUCUGGUUCACCCCAGUGGAAGCUUUAACUGUUAGUUUACAGUCAGUGUGAAUCUGAAGGUCAAAGAAAUCACAACCUUUCCUUCGUUUUCAUCUCUGUUCUGUUUCCCUCAGCUGUCCUGAAAACUUGAUUAAAUAAAGGUUAGGAUUAGAGACGUGCUGAGCCACAUUCUGCCAAUUCAAACUGUCAGAUCAAUAAUUUAAGUCCCUACAUUUCAGAGGCCAUAUUUUUCUUACUACAUGUAUUUCUGAACCAUGACUUUCAGUAUUUGCAUCAAGUAACUUGUGAAAAAUAAAGUCAGAUUCAGUGUC